Molecule: messenger RNA, 991 nt
Organism: Daphnia carinata
Lineage: Eukaryota; Metazoa; Arthropoda; Branchiopoda; Diplostraca; Daphniidae
Product: pro-resilin-like
Exons: 3
Coding region: 9-890 (293 amino acids)
Cellular component (GO): extracellular matrix
Source: RefSeq, a predicted model, not a curated record
UCAACAAGAUGAACAAGUACAUUAUUUUAGCUGCUUUGGUUACCGUGGCUACGGCCAAGCCGCAAGGCUAUGGUGCAGCAGCCGGACAACAGCAGCAGGGUUACGGAGGCCAAGCUGGACAACAACAGCAGAAGCAGGCAUAUGGAGCUCAGUCAGGAGCGGCUCAACAGCAACAAGGUUAUGGUGCUCAAGUAUCUGCUAGCGCUGGAGCUGGACAGGGUUACGGUGCUCAAAAUGGAGCUGCCCAGCAGCAACAGGGCUAUGGCUCUCAGGUUUCAGCAGCCGCUGGAGCUGGACAAAACUACGGAGCUCAAUCUGGUGCAGCCCAACAACAACAGGGUUAUGGUGCUCAAGCUUCACCUAGCGCUGGAGCUGGACAAGCUUACGGUUCCCAGAACGGAGGUGCCCAGAAGCAACAGGGUUACGGCGGAUCCAACGCUCAGCAGAAACCAACUAACACUUACAACAGCAAUGGAAACAGACCGUCUGCACCCGCUUCAUCCUACGAACAGGAGCAACCCCCUAUGCCAUACGAAUUCGCUUGGGCCGUCAAGGAUGAGCCAACCAAGAACGACUAUGCUCAUGAAGCCAAGAGCGAUGGCAAAGUUGUGAUCGGAUCUUACCGCGUUCUUCUUCCCGAUGGCCGUACGCAGAUCGUCUCCUACCGAGCUGAUGACAAUGGCUACGUCGCUGACGUCAAGUACGAAGGGGAGGCUCAGUUCCCCGCACCAUCCAACGGCAAUGGAAACUAUGGAAACGGCUCUGGAAAUGGAGGCAAUAGCUAUGGAAAUGGCUCUGGAAAUGGGAAUAAAAACUAUGGAAGCAACAGCGGCAACAACAAUUACGGAAGCGGCAAUGCCCAAGUGAACAGCAACAAGCCAUCAUAUUAAUUUUUUUUCUAAUUCAUUGAUUUCGGCUUCUACAAAUUUUAUAAGAAUCUUAACGAUAUUGCGCGCAGGCAAUGUAAAAGAAAUAAACCUAUUCAAGUAAA